Molecule: messenger RNA, 1443 nt
Organism: Fusarium odoratissimum NRRL 54006
Lineage: Eukaryota; Fungi; Ascomycota; Sordariomycetes; Hypocreales; Nectriaceae
Exons: 9
Coding region: 1-1443 (480 amino acids)
Biological process (GO): transmembrane transport
Cellular component (GO): membrane
Molecular function (GO): transmembrane transporter activity
Source: RefSeq, a predicted model, not a curated record
AUGGACUUCAAGGCCGAGCACGAGGAGAUGGACCAUCUCGACGAGAACAUUGAGCACAAUGCGCGCCUCACGAGGAGAGUUUUGUUCAAGACAGACACACGAGUCCUCCCAUCUCUUGCACUGUUGUUUCUGUGCUCUUUUCUCGACAGGACGAAUGUCGGCAACGCGAAAAUUAUCGGCAUGGAGAAAGAUCUGGGCCUCACCAACCUACAGUACUCCCAGGGCCUGGCCGUCUUCUACGCCACCUACGUCUUUAGCGAGCUACCCAGUAAUCUUGUCCUCAAGAAGGUAUCGCCCAGAAUCUGGCUGCCCACUUUGACAGUGGUCUGGGGAAUCAUUACCAUGUGUCUUGGCUUUGUGCGCAACUUCGCUAGCUUUGCUGCCGUACGAGCUUUGCUAGGUAUCGCAGAAGGCGGGCUACUGCCCGGAAUGGUUCUUUAUCUGUCGAGCAUAUACACACGCGGUGAGCUGGCGUUGCGAAUUGGAAUAUUCUAUACGGCGGCAUCGCUUUCCGGAGCUUUUGGAGGCCUGCUUGCUCGUGGACUUGCUGCCAUCGGCCCGAGAGGCGACCUGGAAGGUUGGCGAUGGAUCCUGAUCAUUGAGGGGCUAAUGACCGUCGCCGCUGGGUCAAUCGUGUUCUUCACCCUGCCGAACAAUUUAACGACAGCACGAUAUUUCACCCCAGAGGAGAGAGAAUGGGCCGUGAAGCGUCUGGAACAAGACCGCGGUACAACCAUUACAUCAGAGCUGGAUGAGAAAUUUAGCUGGGGCGAAGUGCGUCGCGGAGUCUUCAAUGUGCAAGUCUGGCUCACAUCUACGGCCUACUUCGCAAUUCUAUCUGGCCUUUACUCAUUCGGUCUCUUCCUUCCGACCAUUGUCAACGAUCUUCAUAUUGCUUCAAGCCCCAACCAGGCUCAGCUAUGGAGUGUUAUUCCAUACGCUGUUGCUACCCCAGUCACCGGCAAGAGAAUUCUCGUCGCGUUCGUGUCCGAUCGAUCGAAAGUCCGAGGUCUCAUCAUACUUGUCGUUUUGCCAAUUGCCAUAGUUGGCUACGCUGUUAUUGCAAACGUACAGGCAGCCAACACUCGGUUCGCGAUGACGUGUUUGAUGGCCCUAGGUAUGUACGCUUCUGUCCCAUGUAUCUUGGUUUGGAACUCCAACAAUUCCGCCGGCCACUACAAGAGGGCUACUACUUCUGCCUUGCAGCUGGCCGUCGCAAACUGUGGUGGUUUUGUUGCCAGCUUUGUUUAUCCUCAGAAAGACGGCCCAUUAUACCACAGAGGACACAGAGUAAUCUUAGGAUUACUAUGCUAUGCGUGGGUGGCUGUUUUGCUCAAUGUACUUUGGUGUGCAAAGAUCAAUCGGGAUAAGAAGAACGGGAAGCACAACCAAUAUACCGGUUACGGAGAUGAUCGUGACCCAGAGUUCAAACUGGUUAUGUAG